AUGAAAUUUCUCGUCACUCUAGGGCUCCUCGGCGGUGCCCUUGCUGCCCCGGCUCCGGAGUCGGGCAAGCAUAGAGCGCAGUCAUUCGACAUGCCUUUGCAAUGGACACCGUUCGGCUUCACGACUGAUGCCAUCACGAUCGGCAGUCCGCCUCAGAAGGUGGACUCCUUCGUUGACUGGACCUGGAUCGGUCAGUAUGUUUUCACACCGCGCUGCCAUGGGAGCCUGUCGAGAAUGUACGAGUGUCUGCAACCGUCGCAGGCGCUAUUCAACCAGACUGAAUCCCACACUUUCGUCAAUCAGACUCGUCUGUUCCCCAAUCGCGUGUGGAACCCGAAUCACUUCUUCUUCUACGACGAUCUCUCCGUUGGGUUCGGUUCCGACAUCCAGCGGGUGGGCCAGCAAAGCGCUCGAACCACCCUGCAGCUGGCCGACAUGCACUUCAAGCUCGACUUUGCUUAUCCUUUCUCCGGGGUCUACGGUCUCUCGCCUGUCUUCAACAAGGACAAUGCUUCGACGCAGUCGCCCUUCUACCAAAUGUGGCGGCGCGGCGCCUAUCGGUCGCCCAUCACUUCAUUCCAGUACUGCUACAACAGCACCUUCGGCAAUCCAGCACCCGCUCGCGAGCGUUGUGGCGGGCAUGACGGUCUUCAGACGCUAGGAGGCCUGUCGCCGGCUCUGGCGAAGCCAGGACGUGAUGCUGCAUCCUCCAUCUUGUGGUACAAGAAUAUCUUCUUCCCCGUGGUGAACGACAUCAAUUUCGAGUACGAUCCACCGGUGUACAAUUACUGGGCUGUACGCUUGACCAAGCACCUCAUCGGCGACGAGGAACAAACUCUGAACACCACCUACGGUGGCAACCCUGGGGCCAUCUUCGACCACGCCAGCUACGGCCACGGCGUUCCCAUGUCCGUGAACAGCUACAACCGGCUGAUCCAAAUCACCAACGGCCAACCUCUUUCUAUAGAGAAGGACCAGCUGCCAAACAACGGAAACCAAACUUUUGUAUCGGUGGAUUGUGAGAAGGUGUCCUCAUUUCCGCCUCUGAAGUAUCAGUUUCAGGGUCAUGAUCGACUGUGGGAGGUGAUCCCGGAGAACUACGUGGAGAAACUGUCCCUGCCGAACGCGACGGAGCCCACCUGUGUGUUGAACGUGCGUACCUUGGGCGAGGGAAACUUUGUGAUUGGGAAUUUUGGCGACACAUUUGCGAAAGAUAAGAUCGUGUUGUUUGAUUUCGAGAAGAUGAAGGUUGGGCUUGCGGAUAUGCCGAGUUAA
This is a messenger RNA of Aspergillus affinis, 1275 nucleotides long. RefSeq names its product acid protease. Gene Ontology annotation, molecular function: aspartic-type endopeptidase activity. Bases 1 to 1275 code for a protein of 424 amino acids. NCBI's taxonomy places the organism in Eukaryota, Fungi, Ascomycota, Eurotiomycetes, Eurotiales, Aspergillaceae. Gene Ontology annotation, biological process: proteolysis. The record is from RefSeq and is a predicted model, not a curated record. The transcript has a single exon.